Messenger RNA from Microthlaspi erraticum, 348 nucleotides. NCBI's taxonomy places the organism in Eukaryota, Viridiplantae, Streptophyta, Magnoliopsida, Brassicales, Brassicaceae. The record is from the annotation of a GenBank genome assembly.
AUGAGCGACGAAGCAACGUUUUUCGAAAUAACUGUUGCCAUUGCCGUUGUCGUGUUUCUUAUUGGAGUGGUGCUGCUGGGGUUGGGGUUACUGGUGCGUUGGAUUAUAGACAGUAUUAGACGAUUAGUAAUGACCGUCGUAGGCUUCAUCAACGGUCAGAACGUCAAAGACGAGAUCCAAUGCAGCGUUUGUCUCUCCGAGCUCGCUGACGGAGGCAAAACUAGGGUUUUGCCGACUUGUAAUCACUCAUUUCAUGACGAUUGCAUCGAACGGUGGUUUAAGUUUCAUUCCAUGUGUCCUAUCUGUAGAAAGAUUGUUAGCUUCGAACGUGCUGGGUUUUCAUCUUGA